AUGGUCGCUGUUUCGGCAAGAGAAGAUAGAGUAGGACUUUGUGUAGAAUCACCACCGCAAGUACCAGAUGGUAUUGUAACUAAUACAGAUAGAUUUGUUGGUGAUGUAGCUAUUUAUAGUUGUGUUAAUGAUACAGUUUUAAUGAAUGGUCCAGGACAUGUAGAAUGUCAAUCAAAUCAAACCUGGCCAUCACCAACAUUCGAUUGUAGACGACAAUGUCCAGUACCACCGAGUUUAGACAAUGGAGAAGGUAUUGCAGGACCUCGAACGCUUGGUGAAACUAUAACAUAUCUAUGUAAUGAUUUAUUUGUAAUGGAAGGAACACCAGAAAUUUUUUGUAUGUCAAAUCAAACAUGGACUCAAAUAACAUUUUACUGUAGACCAAUUUGUCCUGAUCCACCAGUAGUAGCUGAUUCUUCUAUCCUAUCAUUUAAUAAUUCUAUUAAUGGUACAGCUGAAUAUCAGUGUGAUAUUGAAACAGUUUUAAUGGGAGGACCCCCUGUUUUAACUUGUCUCAGUUCUCAAACAUGGUCUACUAUACAGUUUGAAUGUAGAAGACAAUGUGCAGUACCAGAUGCAAUACCUAAUACGUAUAAUAUAACUAUACCAGCAAGAACUAUUGGUACUAUAUUAAACUAUACUUGUAUUGAUAAACAUGAUGUUUAUCCACUAACAGAAACACCACAAAGUACUUGUCAACAAAAUCAACAAUGGUUAAUACCAUUUCAAUGUAAACCAGUUUUAAUGAUAAUAAUAUUUGCUUCUUCACCAUCUUUAUUCACAGUUUGUGUAGAAUCACCACCGCAAGUACCAGAUGGUAUUGUAACUAAUACAGAUAGAUUUGUUGGUGAUGUAGCUAUUUAUAGUUGUGUUAAUGAUACUGUUUUAAUGAAUGGUCCAGGACAUGUAGAAUGUCAAUCAAAUCAAACCUGGUCAUUGCCAAAUUUUGAGUGCAGACGACAAUGCCCAGUACCACCGAGUUUAGACAAUGGAGAAAGUAUUGCAGGACCUCGAACACUUGGUGAAACUAUAACAUAUCUAUGUAAUGAUUUAUUUGUAAUGGAAGGAACACCAGAAAUAUUUUGUAUGUCAAAUCAAACAUGGACUCAAAUAACAUUUUACUGUAGACCAAUUUGUCCUGAUCCACCAGUAGUAGCUGAUUCUUCUAUCCUAUCAUUUAAUAAUUCUAUUAAUGGUACAGGUGAAUAUCAAUGUGAUAUUGAAACAGUUUUAAUGGGAGGACCCCCUGUUUUAACUUGUCUCAGUUCUCAAACAUGGUCUACUAUACAGUUUGAAUGUAGAAGACAAUGUGCAGUACCAGAUGCAAUACCUAAUACGUAUAAUAUAACCAUACCAGCAAGAACUAUUGGUACUAUAUUAAACUAUACUUGUAUUGAUGAACAUGAUGUUUAUCCACUAACAGAAACACCACAAAGUACUUGUCAACAAAAUCAACAAUGGUUAAUACCAUUUCAAUGUAAACCAGUUUGUGUAGAAUCACCACCAACAAUACCAAAUGGUAUUGUAACUAAUACAGAUAGAUUUGUUGGUGAUGUAGCUAUUUAUAGUUGUGUUAAUGAUACAGUUUUAAUGAAUGGUCCAGGACAUGUAGAAUGUCAAUCAAAUCAAACCUGGUCAUCACCAACAUUCGAUUGUAGAAGACAAUGUCCAAUGCCGCCAACUCUAGACAAUGGAGAAAGUAUUGCAGGACCUCGAACGCUUGGUGAAACUAUAACGUAUCUAUGUAAUGAUUUAUUUGUAAUGGAAGGAACACCAGAAAUAUUUUGUAUGUCAAAUCAAACAUGGACUCAAAUAACAUUUUAUUGUAGACCAAUUUGUCCUGAUCCACCAGUAGUAGCUGAUUCUUCUAUCCUAUCAUUUAAUAAUUCUAUUAAUGGUACAGCUGAAUAUCAAUGUGAUAUUGAGACAGUUUUAAUGGGAGGACCCCCUGUUUUAACUUGUCUGUCUGCGCAAAACUGGUCAUUACCCCAAUUUGAAUGUAGACGACUGUGUGAAGAAGCACCUAGUUUACCCGAUGCCAACCUUACAAAUACAGAUAGAUUUGUUGGUGAUGUAGCUAUUUAUAGUUGUGUUAAUGAUACAGUUUUAAUGAAUGGUCCAGCACAUGUAGAAUGUCAAUCAAAUCAAACCUGGUCAUCACCAACAUUUGAUUGUAGAAGACAAUGUCCAGAACCACCAACGGUAGAAAACACCGAGUCGGUAACAACAGAUCUUACUAUUGGUACUAUCUAUAAUUAUACUUGUAUAACUGGACAUCAACCAACAUCAAUUUCACAGAUAGUUUGUCAAAACAACCAACAGUGGUCCACAGUGCAGUUUGAAUGCCGUCCAGUUUGUGAAGACGCUCCUAAUUUACCCGAUGCCAACCUUACAAAUACAGAUAGAUUUGUUGGUGAUGUAGCUAUUUAUAGUUGUGUUAAUGAUACAGUUUUAAUGAAUGGUCCAGCACAUGUAGAAUGUCAAUCAAAUCAAACCUGGUCAUCACCAACAUUUGAUUGUAGAAGACAAUGUCCAGAGCCUCCUACAGUAAAUUAUACCGAUCCAGUUACAGGUCCAAGAGUGAUAGGUUCUAUCUUAACCUACACUUGCACUACUGGUUAUGGGGCAACCUCAAAUUCAUCUAUAACAUGUCAACAAGAUGGCCAUUGGUCAUUGGUAUUGUUUGAAUGUCAUUCAGUUUGUGAAGUCCCACCUACCGUCCAAAAUACCACAGUUUUCUAUAACGAUACAUUUGUUGGUAGUAAUGCUACAUUUGAAUGUGAUUCUAGUCUCAUGCUUUCUGGAAACCCAACUAUAACAUGUCAAGUCAACACGACUUGGUCUUCAGUAGAAUUUUCUUGUAACUAG
Lottia gigantea (owl limpet) is the source of this 2868-nucleotide messenger RNA. RefSeq lists its product as hypothetical. The record is from RefSeq and is a predicted model, not a curated record. The transcript has 17 exons. Lineage: Eukaryota; Metazoa; Mollusca; Gastropoda; Lottiidae. The coding region runs from base 1 to 2868 and encodes 955 amino acids.